GGGCGGAGCCGGGCCGAGCGGGAGGGGCGGGGCGAAACGGAACGCGCGCAUUCGCGGCUUCGUUUCCGGACGGAGGCCUUUGCAGAGAGCCCCGCGUCCCUAGGGGGCGGCGGCGGCGGCGGCGAGGGCAAAGGGGGGAUCCGGAAGUCAACACCAUGUCGAGUCUGCACAAGAGCAGGAUUGCAGAUUUCCAGGAUGUCCUGAAGGAGCCCACGAUCGCUUUGGAAAAGCUUCGGGAACUCAGUUUUAGUGGCAUCCCCUGUGAGGGCGGACUUCGGUGCCUCUGCUGGAAGAUUCUCUUGAACUACCUCCCCUUGGAGAGAGCCUCAUGGACCUCCAUUCUGGCCAAGCAGAGGGAGCUGUAUUCUCAGUUCCUGAGGGAAAUGAUUAUCCAACCUGGCAUUGCCAAGGCCAACAUGGGUGUGUCCAGGGAGGAUGUGACCUUUGAGGACCAUCCACUCAACCCCAACCCCGACAGCCGCUGGAACACAUACUUCAAGGACAACGAGGUGCUGCUGCAAAUCGACAAAGACGUCCGGAGGUUGUGCCCAGAUAUAUCUUUCUUCCAGAGAGCCACCGAGUACCCCUGCCUCCUUAUCCUGGACCCCCAGAAUGAGUUUGAGACCCUUCGUAAACGGGUGGAACAGACGACGCUGAAAUCGCAGACAGUGGCCCGGAACCGGAGCGGAGUCACAAAUAUGUGCUCCCCACACAAGAACUCCACGCCCUCUUCCCUGAACGAGUAUGAGGUGCUGCCCAACGGCUGCGAGGCCCACUGGGAGGUGGUAGAGCGCAUCCUGUUCAUCUACGCCAAGCUCAAUCCUGGCAUCGCUUACGUGCAGGGCAUGAACGAGAUCGUGGGGCCCCUCUACUAUACCUUUGCCACCGACCCCAACAGCGAGUGGAAAGAGCACGCCGAGGCAGACACCUUUUUCUGCUUUACCAACCUCAUGGCUGAGAUCCGGGACAACUUCAUCAAGAGCCUGGACGACUCACAAUGUGGCAUCACCUACAAGAUGGAAAAGGUGUACUCCACCUUGAAGGAUAAAGACAUGGAACUCUACCUGAAACUGCAAGAGCAGAACAUCAAGCCCCAGUUCUUUGCCUUCCGCUGGCUGACACUGCUGCUGUCCCAGGAGUUCUUGCUGCCUGACGUCAUCCGUAUCUGGGACUCCCUCUUCGCCGACGACAACCGCUUCGACUUCCUCCUCCUGGUGUGCUGUGCCAUGCUCAUACUGAUCCGGGAGCAGCUGCUGGAAGGGGACUUCACCGUAAACAUGCGGCUCCUGCAGGAUUACCCCAUCACAGAUGUCUGCCAGAUCCUUCAGAAAGCCAAGGAACUCCAAGACUCCAAGUAGCCUCCUGGCAAGAGGCCCAGGUUUGGGAGAGAAGACACCGACCCCUGUGCCCUGGCUUCUGGGACACGCAGAAGCCUGUGGGAUCCCAGCCAGCCUGAGGGGAAACUGCGGGAUUGGCCCACUCCAGGCCUCCUCACCCGGCUCCCUCCCCCUCGGCCGCUCCCGCUGGGGGCACACUGUGCCAUGUUCCUUCCUAACCAUGCAGCCCUAGCUCUCUCCCUGCUCUUCAUCCUGGGGACCUUUUGCCCAGGCUGCCGAGCAAGGCUGGAGCUCAUGGGGUGGUUUUCCGGGGCUGGGGCACAUUGGGGGCACUGGGGGCCGGCAAGGGUCCUUCCCUGCCUCUGCUCGGCUGCUCCCUUCCUGUUCUCCUGCUCUGGUCUUCUGGGCUCUGGUCUCGGGAGGUGCUUGGCAAAUGAGCCAGAAACCACUUCUUCUGGGGGUUGGUGCUUAGGCUUCUCCAUGGGGAAGGUGACACUGUGAAGGAGCUAAGAAGCUGCCAGGCCCAGGUCAAACUCUCUGUCCCUCUCCCCGCGAGUGUGUUUCUGUCUGUAGUCCUGGGUGGGCGUGUGUGUGUCUCUUCAUCUCCCGGGUGUCUGCUGCUCCUGUGUGGUGUGUGUGUGUGUGUGUCCAUGUGUAUGUGAGGGGGGUGGGGUGUCUUUGGUCCCUCGAGGGCUCUUUCUCCUCCCCUUCUCCCUCUGCCUCUUUCACAGAGGGGGUGUGUGACUCACUCUCGCUCUGUCUGCCCCUCUGUCGUUCUUCCUCUGUCUUUCUCUCUUGGGGUGCCUUAUCCCCAGCUCUUCCCCUUCCUCCCCUCCACGAACCCCAGAAACAGAAUGAGGAGUCUGGCUCAGCAAAAUCCCUGGGGGUCAACCUUGGCCUUUGCACCCUGUUCACAUUCCCAGCCCUGGGCCCCCAGGUCGCACAGACGGGGAGGGAGUCCACAGUGCCUCAGCGCAGGGUCCUGAAUUGACUCCCAACAGAAAUCUUGGAAACCAAAAGCUGAGAAAUGAUGGCCCGCAAGGCUUUGGGCCCCUUACCCUCCUUUCUGCCCAGGGGAUGGAGGAAGGAGAAGAGGGAGAGCUGGGGCUUCCAGAGAUUCCCCCAAAAGGCCCUUCUCUCCCAGAGGAAAAGGACCUGAAAGCGAUCGUGUACCAGGGGUUGGGAUCCAAGUGUUUCAGAAGAGUCGUCAUUCUUGUGGCUCCCAGGUCCUAGCCCAGGGCAGUGAGUCCCAUAAAGGGCAAGUGGGACCAAUGGGAGUCUCCCUGGGCCAGGUGUAGCUGAGCUUAAAGGCCCUGGAUCCUCUUGGUGCCAGGAGAGCCAUGUCUCCCCCAGGCAGGCUGAAGGAGGUGCUGGCCCUUCCCUGGUCACCUGCUUGGGCUGUUCCCAGGAUCUGGGGCAGGGACACUCGGAGCAGGAGCAGCUGGCUACUCUUGCCGCGGGGCUGUGGGAGGAGUGGGCACGUUCUGACCAAGGCCCGCCCUCCUGUGAGGAGACAGGUGGUUUGGAUCUGGAAGGCUGGGCGAUACAGCAAGCGGCCUCCGCCUCAGACUGGCCAGCAGUGGCCCUUUUGUCCCCAAAGCCUUCCCGAGUCUGGCAGCCAGGACUUUGUGCUGCCUUCCCGGGCCCGGCUGUGGGGCCCAGGAAGAGCUGUCCCCAAGUGGCUCCUGUACCAGGCUGUACCUUGGAUGCUGCUGGGACUUUACGCACUUGCCUUUUUGCCGCCACCCCUCCCAACAUACAGUACUUGGGAGAUUUUUUUACUGUAUUUAUUCAGACUCCUAGUUAUUUAUUGCAGACUGGCAAGUGCUUGGUUUGGGGAUGAAGGGUGGGGCUGGGAAAGUAUACAAGCAGUUGGAGGUCUUCCUGACCUUCCAAGGUCAGAGUCAGCAUCCUCUCCACCUGUCUGUGGGAUCUUCCUGGUUUUCCAGCAGGUUCUGGCUGGGAGGGCUCUGAGCUCUGUACUGCAACUGAGUGUAAGGGAUACAACAGGGUGGGUGUCGUCUCCAGACUGCAAGACCCCAGCAUGGCACAGAGACCCUGCUUCCCACCAGCCUGGCUCAGCCUCUUCCCAGAACUGGUCAGCUGGUGGUUCAGUUCCAACUUUGAGCCCUUCACAGCCUGAGGCUUGGGCCACAGCCUGGGGCCCAGCAGCCUGCUCAGGACACCUGAUGCAUUCCCUCUUGCCUGUCCCCCGCCUACCCUCCUGGGGCCAUACUACUUGAGUCGCUGCGUCUGAUUUGCCUCAGUGGCAGACUUAGGUCCAGUGCUCUUUCCUUGACCUUGGGAUGAGGAUCGGGAGCACAGGGACCAUGUCCAGAUUACACGGCGCUCCCCAGCGGGAUACUGCCUGAGGAAGGGACAGGCCCUUGGUGAUUUCCCCUCCCCAGAUUCUCAAGGGAGGUGCCUUGAGAGCCAGCAUGCCCAGGGCUUCCUGGUUGGGAGCUGCCCCCAGGACUUUGGACACUUAGAGAUUGGGCUGUAAGAAUUCUGCAGGUCUCACUCCAGGGUCAGAAUGGAAGUCUGCUUUUGUUUUUUCAUCUGUUUUAUUCCUUGAAUCAAUGCUGUUGAUGACAAGUUGUCUUUAAUAAAUCAUGUGUUCUUUGCA
Messenger RNA from Leopardus geoffroyi (Geoffroy's cat), 3963 nucleotides. It is a transcript of the gene TBC1D13, whose product is annotated as TBC1 domain family member 13. Gene Ontology annotation, molecular function: GTPase activator activity. The transcript is spliced from 12 exons. The record is from RefSeq and is a predicted model, not a curated record. Bases 156 to 1358 code for a protein of 400 amino acids. Gene Ontology annotation, biological process: intracellular protein transport; activation of GTPase activity. Lineage: Eukaryota; Metazoa; Chordata; Mammalia; Carnivora; Felidae.